AUGAUCGAAUCCAAGAAGCGUAUUUCCCGCAUCGCGGCUCGAACAUGGUUCUUGAAAUGCCCGGCUUUAUGUGUUUGGACGCUAAUCUGCGUCGUCGUUUUCCAGCCGCCACUCGCAGCUGCAGCACCUCCGGCCGGAACACGUGCGGCGGCGGCGGCAGGUGAUGCGGAAGUGGCGGCGGUAGAGGCGAGUUUCGGGUGGCACGGGGACCCAUUGGGGCAUUUGGACGGUAGCGAGGGCGCCGCGUUCGUCGCGCCGUGUUUGCCGUCGGGGCUGGCGGGAUUCAGCCACUCGGUGGUUCUGUCGGAAGCCGGUCUCAUCCUCCACUGGGUGCGCCGCAACCUGCUCUUCCUCGAGUUCGCGCUCGAGGCGCGCUUCGGAAGCGGCGCGGAGAACGGGUGGGUCGCCGUGGGAUGGUCGCACGACGGUCGCAUGGUCCCGAGCAUGGCGAUCGUGGGAUCUCCGGCCGGCAUUGCCGCCCAAGCUCCGGGCGGCAAGGGGAUGGGUUCGGGCGGCAAAGUGGGUGUUCUGGGCGGCGCGGCUGGCGUGGCGUCGUAUGCUAUUAGCGGGUAUAAGCUGGAAGAUGUGCGGCGAUUGGUGGAAACUACAGGGAACGGGGGAGGAGAGGAGGUGGGGAGCGGUGGGGAGGGGUGGAGCAUUUACACGUCAGCUCGAGGGUCGACUGUAAUGCGCUUCUCCCGGAGCCUCGCCUCGAACCCGCCCAUCCUCAAUACAAGCACAACCGCUAUAAGCACACCAGGGGGAGGAACCCCCUCUAACGAGCCGACGUACAGCAUGAGCCACCAUGUGCUCUGGGCCUACUCGGAUCGACGAGAGGAUGUGCUUCGAUACCAUGGCAAGAACAGUCGACUCAAAAGCCAACUCUUCUGCCUUGCCUCUCGAACCCCUCCCCUUCGCACCCAUUUUGCCCCUCUUUCUCCACCAACCUUCCUCUCCCCCUCUCAGGGGACCCGCCUUUGUGGCUUACACGGGCUCCGCCUGUGUGGAAUACAUGAGCGACCUGCCCUGCAACUCUCCCUCCCUCUCUUCUGCCUCUCGAACCCCUCCCUCCCCUUCGCACCCGUUUUGCCCCUCUUUAAGUUGACUUCUGAGUCGACUCAAAAGCCAACUCUUCUGCCUCUCGAACCACUCCCCUUCCCACCCGUUUUACCCCUCUUUCUCCCCCCCCCUUCCUCCCCCCUCCUCAGGGGACCCGCCUUUGUGGACUACAUGUGCGGCCUGCUCGCCUCGCCUUCCACCUAUUCCCCUUCACCGCCUCCUUUUUCUGCGCCCACCUCCCUGUUUUCCCCCUUCCCUUCCCCCCCCAGGGGCUCGCCUUUGUGGAUUACAUGUGCGGCCUGCUCGCCUCGCCUUCCACCUAUUCCCCUUCACCGCCUCCUUUUUCUGCGCCCACCUCCCUGUUUUCCCCCUUCCCUUCCCCCCCCAGGGGCUCGCCUUUGUGGAUUACAUGUGCGGCCUGCUCGCCUCGCCUGCCCAUACCUCCCUGCUCACCUGCCUUCUCUUGCCGUUUUCGAGAAUUCUCAAAAACCAGCUCACUUGCCUUCUCUUGCCGUUUACUCACCUCCUCCCCCCUCCCCUCUCUCCCCCAGGGGCUCCGCCUUUGUGGAUUACAUGGGCUCCGCCUUUGUGGAUUACAUGUGCGACCUGCUCGCCUCGCCUGCCCGCCAAUCCUGCCAGCCGUCAACUUUGCCCGGCUACACCUGCAUGCUACAGCUACAGGGCGACAGACGAUUUUUGAGGCGCCUCAAAACUCCUCCGCACACCCCCUAUUUCACCUCUCUUGUUCACUCCGCCCAUCCCCCCAACCCGCCCACUGCCCACUUCACUCUCCACUGGCAUCUCACCCCCUCCUCCCUACUCCUCGCUGCUGACGUGGCAACCACCGGUUGGAUCGCUCUCGGCUGGUCCAAGGACGGCAAGAUGGCCGGCAGCGAGGCAGCCAUUGGGAACCUGCCACGUGGCACCAUCAAGACAGGAGGCGGUGCUGACGUGGCAGGAAAGGAGGAACAAGCUGUGGGGUCGUUCCUGAUUGGUGGAUACGAGAGGAGCGCCAUCCGUCCGGCGCUGAAGUUCACUGUGACAAAUUCGAGUGUGACAACAACGAGCAGAGGAAGGACUGUGAUGAAGUUUGAGCGGCCACUAGUGAACGGACAGUUGCCGCUUUCCGCUGCUGACGUGGCAACCAUCAUCUGGGCGUACUCCAACGAAGGUUCCAGGAAGCUCACCUUCCACGGAAACAACAGGGGUGCAGUGUCUAUCAACCUGGUCACAGGAGAAUCGAUCACUGCCUCUCCACCCCCCUCCUCCCCCUCCGCCUCCGCCCCUCCGCACUUGAACAAGCCAGCCAUCAUAGCCCAUGCCAUCUGUCUCAUCACUGCUCUCCUCAUCUUCAUGCCCUCCGCCAUCCUCCUUGCCCGGAUCUGCCUCGUGAACCUUCCUGGAAACGACGAAAACUGUCGUACGAGCACCAGCAGCAGCAGCAGUAGUGGCCUCGGUACAGUCCCGUUGGGUAGAGUCACGCACACUGGCCCGCUUCGGCUUGCUGAAGCCAACGCCCAGCUAGAUGCCAGCAUGGCUAGUUUUGCCCAUGCUGAGUCAGCUGCUGACGUGGCUGGUGCACAGGGUGCCACGUCAGCACGUGCAGCCCAGCAGCGGCGGCAGGAGGGGAGGGAUAUGAUUUCACAGCUGCAGCAGAGCCGAGCGUUCUGGUUUGCAUGGCACAAGUAUCUGCAAGUGGCUGCUCUUGUCUGUAUCUUCAUCGGGUGCAUCACAGCGUUUGUCUCAUCUGGGACUCACGGCUUGAGUCACACCCACGCGUGGGUCGGCAUUGCUGUCCUCAUCCUCCUCCUCGUCUGCCAACCACUCGUCAUUUUCCUCCGCCCGCGCAACAACAGGAAUGGAGGAAUUGACCAACCGCAGUUUGCCAUGUGGACAAAGACCACGUGGCACUGGAUGCAUUGGACAGUUGGGAUUGCGGCGGUGGUGAUGGGAUGGGCGAAUAUAUUCCUCGGGAUGAACCUAUACUUCAGCUUCAUCGGAAGUGAUCCAUUUGGCCUCGAAGCAUUUUUAGGCAUCAUAAUGGCAGUGUUUGUCAUUGUGUACAUGCUCUUCUUGUUUUGUUUCCCCUCGUCUGCUGGAGCCCCAGAUAGGAGCCAUAUCUUUACCCUCCUCCUCCACUGGACCGUCCACCCUGCCACGUCAUCAAUCCACGUGGCACUGGAGGCCAAGCCGGAGAGCGGCGCGGAGGCAGGCUGGCUUGCGAUUGGCUGGUCGUGGGACGGGCGAAUGGCAGGCAGCGAUGCCAUACUCGCCAACGCGGCAGGGGGAGGGCUGAAGGCUACAGGACCGCUUAUGGCUGUGCAUAUAGCAGGGUACUCUGUAGAGGGGAUGCAGCGGAUGGAGCACGGGCUUUCAUACAGCAAGACAAACUGGAGUGUGACUGUGAAUCCGAGGGGGUCGACUAUUGUCAGGUUUCAGAGGGCGGCAGGCGACAUAGCAGCGGUGCCUCUGGCACUGGAUGCCUCCAACGUCAUUCUCUGGGCGCACUCGCCUGACAACUCGCCCACGCCGCUCUACCAUGGACCAAAUCGUGGCGCAUUGCUUCUGGACUACUCCUGCACCGCCCCCCCUACCCGCCCUGCGGUGUUCUCAUUCCUAUCCCUGCUACCGCCCCAUUCCCGUUCCCCCUUCUUCCUCCUCCCCUCGCAGUGGCGCAUUGCUUCUGGACUACUCCUGCACCGCCCCCCCUACCCGCCCUGCGGUGUUCUCAUUCCUAUCCCUGCUACCGCCCCAUUCCCGUUCCCCCUUCUUCCUCCUCCCCUCGCAGUGGCGCAUUGCUUCUGGACUACUCCUGCACCUCCCCCACCAGCCGCCCCCCUGUGGCACCCCCAACACUGCGUGGCGUUGCCUGUGACCCCUCCCCCCUGCCGGGAUACACGUGCUCGAAGCAGCUACGAGGCAGCGACACUGCGCGGCAUUGCCUGUGACCCCUCUCCCCUGCCGGGACACACCUGCUCGCGCCAACUCCGAGGCAGCAAUUUCAUCUUGCACUGGAGGGUCAACAAGGCCUCAGUCUCUCUCGCAGCCGAUGCAGCCACGACAGGCUGGGUGGGGCUCGACUGGUCCCGCAUGGGCCGCAUGGCCGGCAGCGAUGCCGCCAUUGGCAACCGGUUACCUGCUAGCUGUAAUCUGCUGCUACCCUUUCCUGCCCUGCCCUGCCCGCACUAUAACUGCCAAUCCUUCACCCAUUCUCGUCUUUCUGUUCGCAACGCCCCUCUCCCUCACCCCUCUCCCAGCUUCAUCCUGCACUGGCGGGUCAACAAGGCCUCAGUCUCUCUCGCAGCCGAUGCAGCCACAACAGGCUGGGUGGCCCUCGGCUGGUCCCGCAUGGGCCGCAUGGCCGGCAGCGAUGCCGCAAUAGGCAACCUGCCAUACGGGGCAACGGGCAUGGGCAUGCCGGCAGUGGGGGCGUUCUCUAUCGGGGGGCAACCUGCCGUACGGGGCAACGGGCAUGGGCAUGCCGCCGGCAGUGGGGGCGUUCUCAUUUGGUUCGAGCGUGUGUUUGGAGCGGGCAUGAACCCGAUGCACGAGAAUGGGCUGGCCAACAUCAUAUGGGCGUACGCGGGGGAUGGGUCGCAGAACCUCGAAUUCCACAUGCAGAACAGGGGCGCCACCGUAAUCGACAUCAUAACAGGCGACUCCAAACACUCCUCAACCUCCUCCCCACCUGCUUCCCCCUCCUCCCCCUCCACCUCUCCUCCGUUAUCCACCUCCCCUUCCUCACCCUCUUCCUCCUCUUUCCCUCCUUCCUCCUCGUCACCCUCCACCUCUCUUUCAUCUUCCCCUCUCUCCUCCUCCUCCUCCUCCUCCUCCUCCUCCUCCUCCUCCUCCUCCUCCUCCUCCUCCUCCUCCUCCUCCUCCUCCUCCUCCUCCUCCUCCUUCUCCUCCUCCUCCUCCUACUCUUCCUCCACCUCCUCCGCGCUGAUAGCCCACGCGGUCUUCCUCUCUCUCGCUUUCUUCCUUCUCAUGCCCUCCGCAAUCCUCGUUGCCCGCCUCUUCCUCUCAGGCCCCUCUUCGCUCCCCUUCCUCCACUCCUCCUCCCACCACUCCUCCUCCCACUACUCAUCUCACUCCCACGAUCCUGAUGCUGGAACCAGCGGGUCAGACCCAUCUCUACGUUUUGAUGAUUCUCAAGGAUCGUCCGAAAUGGCGUCUGGGUUGAUCCAAAAGCAGCAGCAGCAGCUGCUGCGAGAUUCCCCCCCCACCACCAACGCCCCCUCCUCUUCCUCCUCCUCCUCCUUCCGUCCCGCCGCUCCUCCUGACGCCUCCCCUCCUCUCUCCCCCCCUCUCUCCCCCACCACCAGCGCAUCUCUCCUCCAACCCCACCCCUUCCUCCCCUCUCUCUCCUUCCUCCCAAACCUCCAACUCCACGCCCUCUCCUACCAUCAAUACCUAAACCUCUCAGCCCUCCUCUGCUGCCUCCUCGGCUGCACGCUCGCGUUCGCAGCCGUCGGAUCGGACGGCCUGAGCCAAUCGCACGGUCAGAUGGGCCUCGUGGUGCUGCUGCUGGUGCUGGUGCAGCCAGUGUUAGGGUUUCUGCGGCCGGACAAGGGAGCUAGUAACCGCCUGUCAUGGCGGUUUGCGCAUGGGCUGCUAGGUCUGGCAGUGCUGGGCAUGGGGUGGGCGAAUGCCUUCUCAGGGCUAAAGCUCUACGGCAUCAUCUUCUUCUCGUCUGUCACGGUUUGGAACAUCUUAUUUGGAAUCACUGUAGCAGUCCUUGCUACAACGUACCUCGGUAUUGUUAUAAUGCAGUCCACACGGGGCCACUCGUCUCGAGCGCUCAGCUACCAAAUAGAGCUAUAG
Messenger RNA from Closterium sp. NIES-65, 5883 nucleotides. NCBI's taxonomy places the organism in Eukaryota, Viridiplantae, Streptophyta, Zygnematophyceae, Desmidiales, Closteriaceae. The record is from the annotation of a GenBank genome assembly.